CCUGUGGAGAUGUCGUCGGAGACAUCGGAUAUUGAUUGUGCUUACUACGACUUGAGCAAGUUAGAAUAAAAACCUCAAAAAUUUGUAUUGCACCAGUUGUCAACCGGUGAACAUCCAAACCCCAGAUCCCAGGCGUCACAAGACCAAAGUACACAAACCAUCUUGAAAUUACAACACCACCACCACAACACAGCCCCGCAAUGUCCGGCGCAACCCACACUCACGAUGGCGUGCAUCUGCACUCGCACGACAAGUUCAACCCCGCCGAGCACGGCCACAGUCAUGAGAUCCUAGACGGGCCCGGUAGCUACCUCAACCGUGAGAUGCCAAUUGUUGAGGGCCGCAACUGGGCAGACCGGGCCUUCACCAUUGGCAUUGGAGGCCCCGUCGGGUCAGGCAAGACAGCACUAAUGCUGGCGCUCUCGCGCAUCUUCCGGACGAGCCACUCGGUGGCGGCGGUGACGAACGACAUCUUCACGCGGGAGGACGCCGAGUUCCUGACGCGGCACCGGGCGCUGCCCGCGGAGCGGAUCCGCGCCAUCGAGACGGGCGGGUGCCCGCACGCGGCCGUGCGCGAGGACAUCUCGACCAACCUGGCCGCGCUCGAGGACCUGCACGCCCGCUUCGCCACCGACCUGCUGCUCAUCGAGUCCGGCGGCGACAACCUUGCCGCCAACUACUCGCGCGAGUUGGCUGAUUAUAUCAUCUAUGUCAUCGACGUCAGCGGCGGCGACAAGGUGCCCCGCAAGGGCGGGCCGGGCAUCACUCAGAGUGAUUUGUUGGUUGUCAACAAGACCGACCUCGCCGAGGCCGUCGGCGCGGACUUGAGCGUCAUGGAGCGGGACGCGCGCAAGAUGCGCGAGGGCGGGCCCACCGUGUUCGCCCAGGUCAAGAAGGGGGUGGGCGUCGAGCACAUUGUGAACCUGAUUCUCAGUGCUUGGAGGGCGAGCGGUGCCGAGGAGCAGCGGAAGUCCGUGGGUGGGCCGAAGCCGACGCCGGGGUUGGAGGGCCUUGAUGGGCCCGCUUGAGGAACCAUUUACUGGAGGGUGGAUGGACAAAGGUAAGAAGACUGUAGAAUCAAGGGGGAGGAAUUGCCAUUGGUAGGAAUAUAUCCACGGCAAAGAGGGGAACUAAAGUACGGGCAGUAAUAUAUCAUGAUUCCCAAACGCC
Molecule: messenger RNA, 1170 nt
Organism: Chaetomium fimeti
Lineage: Eukaryota; Fungi; Ascomycota; Sordariomycetes; Sordariales; Chaetomiaceae
Product: CobW/HypB/UreG, nucleotide-binding domain-containing protein
Exons: 2
Coding region: 201-1028 (275 amino acids)
Molecular function (GO): GTPase activity; nickel cation binding
Source: RefSeq, a predicted model, not a curated record